CUCAUUAGGAAGGCUCCCAGCUGUGGCCAGCCCAGGGCCGGGCUGCCCACCGUGCCAGCCCAGUUUCAAUGACCCACCUGAAGGUUUCCAUCGUGGGCCAGGGGACCUGCACAGGCGGGCAUCCGGAGCCAGGCAGUGGCCAGCCCAUCCCGGGCAGGGUCAUAGGCGGGGCUGCAGGCCUCGAGGCUGUCAUGUGAAGGCAGCAGCGACCCCAGGCAGGGCGGGCCAGGUUGGCCUUGCACCUGCUCUCCCCUCGGCCCUGCGGCCAUGCCAACCCUGGUCGUGGGCACGCUGCCCACCUGCCUGGGGGACACACCUCAGCCCGGCCACAAGAACAGCCAGAGGCAGGGGCCCUUCUCCCAUGGGGCCCCAGGGAGAGCAGCCGACUGGGAGGCUGUUGCCAAGCCCAGGCUCCACGCACCUGCAGCUGAGGAUGACGUGGCAGCCCUGAGGUGGCCCGGGCCCUCCCAGCAGCCGGACCCACCCUGGGCAGCUCCCCACGUGGUCGGGUCUGACGACCUCGAGGAGCCAGACCCCUGCGGGAAGGCCUGUAGCCUGCCCAUGUGGUCCACAGGCCCAGAGGCCAGGGAUGGGGACAGCUCGGUGUCAUCGGGCCGCCUCUCGUGCUCUUCGGGGGGCUACGAAGUGUGUGUGUCCUGGAAGGAGAGGCCGCCCCAGGUGUUGGGGCCCCAGCGGAGGCCCAGAAAGAGUGACCCGCGGCUGGAGCAGCUGAGAGACAAGAUCCGGGCCCAGGCGCGGCAGCAGGGGAGCUGUGCGUCCCUGGGCACCUCAGCCCCCUCCAGCGCCUCCAGACUCCAUAAAGCCUCCGCGCUGGCGCUUAGGAGGAAAACCCAAGAGGCAAAAAAUCCCUCUCCAGCCCCUGAAUGCUCAGGUUUCAGCAUCUUGAGUGCAGCUGAGCGCAGAGUUGAAGCCAAGGCAUCCCGUGGCCAGGGGCGCAAGCUCUCCAGGGUCUCCCAGCACCAGGUUCCUGUUCUAAGGGAAAAACCCAAAAGGGUCAAGAGCAGUUCUUGCAAAAGAGAGAAGACCCCCAAGUCGCCCUCCCCUGGAAGAGCGGCCAAAGACAAACACAAAGAUUCGGAGCUGGUUGGUGUUUACGCCUGGAGAAAGGGACAAGCUCUGGUGAGGUCGCUGCUUGGGCCGCCUCCCGUCCUCCACAGGCACCAUAGCAAGGAUCCCUCGAGAGACCUGGCUCCCACCGUGGACUUAGGAGACAGCGAGAAAGUCAUAGCUGCCGAGUGCUCACCGGUUUGUGCCCAGUUGCCCGAUGCCACCUCUGCCCACAGUGACCAGCAGGUGUCUGGGAACACACCCAACCUGGCUUCCUUUGACCAGCCGGCGACCAUCCAGACGGCCAUGGCCAUCCUACAAGACCUGCGCCAGCAAAUCCAGGCUGGGCUGGAGCUGGCCCAGGCCCGCAAGGGAGGGCAAGAGCUCGGGCCGUCAAAGCGGAGGCUGCAGGACGUGGCAGGGAGGGGCCCCUGCAGGGACCCCAGUGCCCAGGGCUCCUUCUCUAAGAGUCCCUGGGCCGUGACGGAGAGGAAGCUCUCCUCUUUAGAGAGGGCUAGGAGUUUCCACACCUGGGAGCCCUGGAGCUCCUCCACUGCACGGGAGUCCUGUCCGCAGACGGCCUGGGGGGCCCAAGGACAGGACCGCUCCUUCCAGAGGCCAGAGAGCCCCCAUGAGAGGUUGGGCCACUUCUCCCAGCGGCCCUGGAGCGCACUGGCUGGGCAGGCCUGCAAUCCACAGAGGGCCUCGGGGGCCCAAAGACAGGGCUCCUCCUCUCAGAGGCCUGGGAGCCCCCCUGAAAAGCGGAGCCCCCUCCCCCAGCAGCCCCGGAGUGCUGCAGCCACACAGCCCUGUCCACGGAGGGCCUGGACUGCCUGUGAAGACUCGGAGGCCCCUGGCCCCAGACUGUGGAACCCUCUGGAAAGGCCCAGUCCUCCAGCCCAGCGGCCCUGGAGCAGCUCCGGCGUGCAGAGGGCCGGCCCCCAGGGCAAGGGCAGAGGCAUCGGCCCCCCUGCCUCGGCUGCCAAGCAUGCCCUGCCAAGGCCCACCGGGAGCUUGCCUCAGAACCCACUUGGGAAGGUGAAAGACGCGCUGCGGCCCUGCCCCAGGUCCCGGGGGCUCCUGGGACCCUCGCACAGCUCCGAGUCCUUGCGGGAGUUCAUGCGCCAGAAGGCGCAGGCCCGGCGGCGGCAGGCCCUGGAGGAGAAGGCCUCGGCCCUGCGCACACGGGAGCUGAGGAGCCGGAGGCUGCAGGAGGUCUACCGGCAGCAGAGGGAGGCCGUCCUCGGCAGGGCGGUCCCCGUGGUCUCCCGGACCACCCCUGGCAUCGUGACCUUUGUCCCCAGUUCUGCACAGUCCGGGGGCCUGGAAGCCUCCGGGAGCCUGGAGUCCCCAGUGCUGGAGUGGAGCAAAGUGACCUCUGGCAUGGUGCUGGGGGGCCAGGAAGCCCCAGGCAGCUUCUGCCUGUGUUUGAACAGAGCCUGGAACCAUGCUGAGACCCUAGAGUCCCCAGGGAAAGGGGGCCCCCAAGAUGGCCGGGAUGCCCCCGUGCUGCUGUCAGCCUCACCCUCUCUGGGAUCCCUGGAGCUCCAGGACCUGACCACCCGUUACCUACCCCGGGGGCUGUGCAUCUACCUGGACCCGAAGGAGGCUGAGCACCUGGGAACUUCCAGCUCCCUGCACCUCCAGCAUAAGCAGGCACGGCUGCAGGCACUAGAGACCACAGCCAAAGUCCUCAAGCAGCGGGUCGAUAGCCUCACCGCCAAGCUGCAGGGUGCUGAGGCGCCGGACACCGUCAGGGACCCAGCUGUGGGCCUGCUGCGCUCGCACCCCCACAGCCUACCUGCUGCCCCCACGCUCGCCGCCCCCACGCUCGCCGCCCCCACGCUCGCUGCCCAAGCCUGCCCUGGAGCCUUGGGGCCCAACGGGGACAGAGGGGCACCUGGGGAAUGGGUGAGCGUGCAGCCCCAGCCCCUUCUCCCCCCAACCUACUUCCUGGAUGGCGAGACACUGCCAUGGGGCCCCAGCUGGGAGCAACAGCAGAGUGUGAGCCCGAGGGCCCGCCGCGAGAGCAAGCCCCGAGGUUUCCCAGAGGAGGGACACGUGGACGUGAAACUGGACAAAAGGCUGCAGAGAGGCGUGGCCCCCUUCCAGGCCCUCAGCCCCUCUGCGAGGAGCUCACAUGCAGGCCCAGCCACGCUGCACCCUAUCUGGGGCUCCCUGCGACUGGAGGAGACGCCGUCGGUCGGAGGGGCAGACUCUGUGGCGCCCUGCACCCCCCGGAGCUGCGGUCAGCAGGAGGACCCAUGUGUGAGACGCCUUCCCAACACCCAGCAGAAGACCUCCAGCUUUCUGGAUUCUCUGAAGCUGGACCAGCAGAAGCGGGCGUUGGCCCUCCUUCGGCAGCGGGCGGAGCUGGAGGCCUGGGAGACGCAGCAGACCCUGGAUGGGCUGCUCUUCAGGAGGCGGCUGGAGCAGCUGAUAGAGAGACACUCGACCCAGGCCAGGCCAGAGGAGGCGUUGAAGCUGGAGCAGCCUCCGAUUUGUAAGGACCGAGAGCCGACCACAGCCUCUCAGAGCAGAGGGACGGCCACACCCAGGUCACACCCGCCUCUGGACGCAGAUGCUGCCACGUCCUCCCAGGGUCCCGAGGACAGACCAGAGAGUGUGGUGGCCAAGCCAGCCUCUGCAGAGGUGGUGGGCCCUGACAGAGCCCUCUCCCAGCUGCCCCUGGCCAAGCUCUUCCCUCCGGACAACCCCAUCCACCAGAUGCUGGAGCGGAGCCUGCGGGAGGAGGAGCUGCGAGCACAGCACCAGGCCGCGCUGCUGCGCCUGCGAGAGAUGGCGCUCCAGGAGAAAACGCUCGCCGAGCUGGCCUGGCUGGAGCAUCGACGAGGGUGCCUGGACAGCAAGAGGGACAGAGCUGUGCUGGCCGCGCUGGUGGAGAAGCAGCAGCAAGCCCUCAGCAGAUUCGAGAAGGAGCAGAGGGAAAUCCAAUACCUGAGACACACGCAGCUGUUCAGGCACCGAGACAGGAAGCUGCUUCUGCAGCGUCAGAGGGACGUCAUCUCCAUGCCAGGGCCUGCGGACACCCUCCCCAUCCCGGGGCCCACAGACGAUGUCCCAGUGCCUGAGCUGCAGGCCCGGGCCAAGCUGCAGCAGGGUUCCAGCCCCAAAGUCAAGGCCACCUGGGAAGGAGGCUCAGAGACAAGCCAGCAGCCAGAGGCCUCCCUGUGUCCCCUGACCCCACGCAGGCCCAGCAGCCCCACCAGCCAUCGUCCCCGGAGCAGCCCUGCAAGCUCGAAGGCCACGCGCCCUCCCGCUGAGCAGCAGGAUGUGAUGCCGCUCCAGACAACCUCCGAUGCAGAUGGUCACCAGCAUCCUCUGAGGCCAGCGUGGGGCGAGGACACACACGACCCCCGGGGCCCGCUGGUGAAGAGUGGCAGCCACGUCAGCCAAGAGCCUGGGGAGCAGCCUCGGGCCCCUCUGCUGGGCCUGCAGCAUGUGAGCCCCCCGGAUGGACAGCGGCUGGGCCCAGCCUUUCCCGCCGAGGAGGCGGAAGGGCACCUCCCCACAGCUCAGCGCAGGUCACGGGAGGCAAAGGAGCAGCCCCCAGGAGACCCUCAGACCAAGCCCGGCCCUUCCUUAGUGGGGAAGCCCCGGGCUCCGACAGACAGCCAUGUGGGGAGCUUCGGGGAACGCAGCCGACGCUCCUGGGGCAGAGAAGGUCCUUGUGGCCCACAGGAAGCCAGCCAGGUGGCUGAGGACAGCAUGAAUGAAGAGGGCUCAGAAUUGGGGCUGGAUUUUGCUGAGAACCCCGUGGAGGAGUCCCAGGAAACUGAGAGCUGGCGAUCGGGGGAGCAGAGGACGGAGGCCUGUCGGCAGGAGGUCCCCAGCGUCUCCUCCACCUGGCUGGAAGCUGCCCAGGCCGCUGCCUCCCCAGCAGCUCCUGUGGUCCCUGAGGAGGCGGCGCCCCCGAUCCUGCACCAGGGCAGUCCCCUUCUCCCCACCACCUCCUCCUGCAGUCCAGGCUCUGAGUCUGCUUCUGGAACCUGCUGGGGGCCUUCGGAAGAAGCCACGGUGUCAUCCCACACCUCCCCAGCAGGCUCUGUGAGCAGCCUGUCAUGUCCCUCUCUCUGGGAGUUCCAGAAAGCAGCGGCUACCCUGAUCCAGCUUUCUGGGAGCUCCAGCUCUCUUCCCGGCUUGGAAGCUGAAAACUCCCCAUACGAAGGUUUUAGCUGGCCUGGAGAGCUCUCUGCCCGACACUCCUCGGAGGAAGCUGGCCUGCCUUUGUCCUGGCGGCCAAACCAGGGUGAGCCUCGGCCUGGCAGUGCUCCUGGGGGUGGAGGACGGGUGACCUGGCAGAGGCCCCAGGGCCGCGGGACCGGCCCCCUGCGUGGCUCCUCCUUGGACAAGGCCGUGGCAGAAGGUUCAGUGCCAGAGCAAAGCCCAAAGGCAGGCUGGCUACUGCCUUUCCCAGACAUCCCCUCUCCAAGGUCAGGGUCAGAGCUGUCAGAGGCCUCCAGCAAAGUUUGGGAGGAGGACAGCGAGGAGGAUCUGCCAGAACCCUGUACCGGGGCCGAGCCAGCCUCGGGGAGCUCCCUGCCUGCAGGUGGCUCAUUGGGCCUUGGAAGCCGCGUGGAGCCCCAGGUGGCUCCUCCCUCCCCACAGCCCGGGGAGGGGCGGGAAGCUUCUGGGACCAGCGAGAGCCUGAAGGGGGUGUCAGACAGAGGAGAAGCCCUCCAGGCACCCCCUGAGGCCGCCGGUGUGGUGUUCCCGCCCCAAAUCUCUUCUGCCGGUGACUCGGACUCACUGCUGGUCUUUCCUUCGGGGACCUCUUCGAGUGAAGGGGCAGAUUUCAGCAAAGGAGGAGAGACUUCUGGCUACCAGGAGGGAACCCGGGAUGCUGACCUGCGUCCGUCCACCAAGAGCAAACUCCCGCACCUCAUGCCAGAGCCUGAGACCCCGGUGACCCUGCAGGCUCCUCCCGGGGACCCGGGCAGGCUGGCACCCCCAGUAGCUGAAAGCCAGGCGCCUGGGCCUGGUGGGAAUGGGGCCCCCACCGUCCUGGAGGAAGCCUGUCCUCCACUUGCCAGUGACGUCUUGACUGAGAUCCUGUCUCCCGUGGACGAGUUGCUGUCCUACGGCAGUGCUGACCUCCCGUCCUCCAUCCACAGGGAGGCCCGCCUACCCCCACCUCCUCCCACUCCCCAAGCACAGAGUGAUGGCGAAGACACCAACCCAUGCUCAGAUGCCUUCCCUUCCCCGCCCUCGGGGCCCCUCGGGGAGGACACCGCCAUCACCACCCAGGAUUUGUCCUCCUUGUCUGAGGAUAGUCUGCCGGAGGAACUGUUUCCUGGGCCCCAGGGGUCCGCGGGAACCCAGGAGUCAGGGCUCUGCCCAGGGGUGCCUGGACCAGGUGGAAGCCUUCAGGACCAGUUGGGUAGAUGCAGUUCUGCAGCAGGGAAUGAGACCGGAGGCAGCCAGUGGCCUGAACCUGUCAGCUGGCCAGGGCACCCGUCAUGUGAGGGGUCAGGCAGUGCCCCUGGAGGGCUCCCAGGGCCAUCAGUGCAGCCCCCAGCUCCAUCCAGAGUGGACUCUGUGGCCAGGGAAGGUCUGUCAGGGCUGUUGGCAGCUGGUGAUGCAGACAUCAUGAUUGGCAGUCCAUCGGAGGACCGGGCUCCUGUUUUGGGCACAGGGUUCUGGGCUGAUGUCGCCUUUGAGGAGGUCUUGGGCAGUCGGGGAGAGCCCUGGGAAGGAGCACAGAGCUCUGGGUGUGCAGAGAGCCAGGGAGGGGCGGGGCAGCUCUUAGUGGGUCUGGAUGAGCUCCUAGACACUGCUUCAUCUGCGGCAGGGUCCCUGGGCAGCCGAGCCUGCUUGGCCAAGACCCCCACCAGGGGCCAAGACCCCAAAGAAAUGCUGGGUAAAAGCAGGAAGGCAGCCACACCUCCAUGUCCCUGGCUGGCAGCCCCGGCAGCCUCUCCCCCAGGCCAAGUGCCCUUGGCCGCCAGUGGAAAGUCUGGGUCCCUUGAGCAUGCCGGUGAGGACGUCGAGGGAGGCCUGAGCUGCCAGCUAGAGGACCCACCCAGGCCCGAGGGCUCACUGGGCAGAAAGCCACUCCUGGAGACAGACUCAGGCCGCUGUACCCAUCUCCCAGGUGUGGAGAGAGACCAGGCAGUGGACUUGGCCUCCAGGCGGCUCACCAGGAGGGUCCUGCGCGACUCCUUAGCAGCUGUCUCCACACGGGCCCCCAGGUGCAGCCCCUAGGGAGUGUUUUCUGGAUCUACAGAGAUGCACAGGCGUCCACGAUGUCAUUGUGAGCUGUGUGUGGCACACACAUGCACACGUGGGAGUAAGAACCUAGAGGCCUGGACUUACCCAGGGUGGACCGGCCAGGCGGCCAGCUGUGCGGGACGGUCCCCUGGACCUUCCCAGGGUGGGCCGGGUGGGCGGCCGGCUCUGCGGGACGGUCACCUGAAGCCGGGCCCGGACUGCACACCUGCUUCUUCGCAUCAAAGCCACGAAGAGGCAUCCAAGAAAAGGCGUUGCAGCCCAGAGGCAAGAACAGUCGGAGUUGCCAAGAGCAGGAACCAGGACGGGGCAGAGCAGCGCCUAUGCCAGGAACGGGGUCAUGGGGAUCGGCAAAGGCCAAGAGAGGAAGAGAGAACAUUUGGGGGAAAGAAGAGCUGGGGUGGGCCCGGCUGGUGCUGACUCACACCCCUGAACCCUGCUUAGAAGUCAGGGGCAUCUGCCUGCUUUGACUUUGGAGGCUCCCCCCCAACACCCAAACUGCCGGCACAUGACGUGCAGCUGGGUGGACUGGGCAUGGGUGUCUCACACCUAAGCUGCACAGACCAGAGGAAGCCGUAGCUCAAGGGCCCAAGGUCAUUUCCCCACAGCCCGCACAGCCAGGGGCUUGUCCUUUGGGGGUCAGUGGCCCAAGGUCUCUUCUGGAACGUGCUCAGGACUUGCUGUGCCUGGAAGGUCAGGGCAGCCGAUUUCUCCUGGUGCCAUGGGCUUUUCUUUGCUUCCAGAGGAUUCGCUGGGACCCCUGUAAUUUCUCUGGGACCCUUUUGAAUUUGAGGGUCUCUUCUUGAAUGGGGAGUUGAUGAGCAGCGUGUUGGCCUUAGGGACAUCUGUGUCCCUGCACUGAUCCCUCCAGGAUGUGGCUUCUCCUGUCCAGGGCCUCAGGCCUCCUCCACUUUAAGAGAGGAGCACACUCCAGACUUUAUGCAUGCAGUCUGGUGGGCGGCAUCACAAAGCUGGCCUGGCAAAGCCCUAAGAUGCCAGGUCACAGGACACACGGAGCUGCCAGGGCCCUCUACCCCAUAGCUCUGGUGAGAGACCCCAGGCCCCUUAGAACCUCUUUGGGCCCCCUGCCGUGAGGCAAGAGCCCCUCUCCAGACACCCCUUGCCGGGCAGCAGCUGGACCCAGCCUGCCUUCUCCAGCCCCGGGGCGGCUGCUCAGCCCCAGGUGCCGUUAACAAUGGCCGGCCUGUGUCAGGGUCCCCAUUCACCGUGUGCACAGGAAGCCCAGCUCGGGCCACGCAUCUGAUUUUGGGCCGGCUCCUGCCCAGCCCGCCUGAGAAUGCAGAGGUUUGGAUCCAGUGGGGAAUGUGUUCCUGCUCCGUGCUCUCAAUUUCAGAACAAACUUUGAGCUGAGCUACAGCUUUCUCAUUGAUCCCCUUCUAGUCCUCUGAACACAUUAGUCUGUGAUUUUUUAUUUUUUUCCAUUUAUUGCUGACCCUUUUGGAUUUAUGAGGCUGUGUGAGAGGAAUUACGUAUUUCACACACACGCAUCUGGCAUGACGAUAAAUCUCCCCCACCGAAGCCCCGCAGAUUUGCAGCGAAUCUGAUGGCUCCCCAGCUCGCCGCCACAUGGUUGGUGCUGACGUGCGGUGCGAUGCGGUGGCAGCUGCAGUCACAGCUGGAACCAGAGUGACUUUCCCUGGGAGCCCAGAAGGUGCCUCGCGUCGCUGGCAGGUGGCAGGGUGCCCUUGAAGGGGGCUGGUCGUGAGGAACGAAGGAAAACCUGGGCCAGGGCUUCCAAGGACAGCGGCCCUGGAGGGGGCUGGAGCCAUCAGGUUACUCUGACUGCCGGAGAAAAAGCCGCUCCACCAGAGGUGUAAACACAUUUAAUCUCCCAACACGACGUAUACAGAGUGGAGGGCUUUGGCAUUCAGAUAUAUUGACCGGGCGAGAUGGUAAUCCAAGGUUCCUCCCCUUCAAGGUCUCCUGCUGUACUUGCCUGGGCUCUGAUCUGUCGUCACCGCUUGGGCCAAUAAAUCUUGAUACCAGC
Pongo pygmaeus (Bornean orangutan) is the source of this 9325-nucleotide messenger RNA. It is a transcript of the gene CCDC187, whose product is annotated as coiled-coil domain containing 187. Gene Ontology annotation, molecular function: microtubule binding. NCBI's taxonomy places the organism in Eukaryota, Metazoa, Chordata, Mammalia, Primates, Hominidae. The record is from RefSeq and is a predicted model, not a curated record. The coding region runs from base 268 to 7293 and encodes 2341 amino acids. Gene Ontology annotation, biological process: microtubule anchoring. The transcript has 26 exons. Gene Ontology annotation, cellular component: centrosome.